CGGGUAUGACCUUUUUGGUACGAACGACUGACUUGAUUUUUCCCCGUCCGCGCCAUGGCAUCGCAGCCGACCUUCCACAUCCAUCUCAUCAGUGGCCUAGAGUUCGAGGUGCAGCCGAGCGGAACUUUGGUAAAGGACCUGAAGGAGCAGAUUUCCAAAGUGCGGGGGAUCCCCUUGUAUGAUCAAACCUUAGUGGUUGAUGGCAAUGAGUUGCAGAACUUCGACAAGGUGGAUCCGGAGGGCUCAGUUUUGCUGGUCAUCGGCGCGUCGCAAGUGAAGAAUCUGGUGCGUGACUAUAUGCUGAACAUCCAGGGUCGCCGGCCUUACCGACCUAUCUGGGGUCGACUGCCUGAAACGGAGACCAAGGCGCUGGUGCCCGACUGCCUGCAGGGUGUUCGGCACAUGUUCCAGGCCUGGCCGGAGUUUCGGAGGCCCUUCUUCACCGAGGAAGAGGUGGAAGACUACCUGACUCGCAGCGCAAGCUGUAAGAUGGCACUGCAAUCUGAGAGCCAACGAAAUGCCCAGUUCACCGACCCCUACGAGCAGGAGAUGUUGGGCUUGCAGGAGGGCGACAUUCCAAUGAAGGUUCUCUUGGACUACAAGGAGCGGUCCUGGAACCACAUCACAACACUCAGCGUGGAAGAUGCACAACGCAUAUCGCAGGAGAGAGAUCGCUUGGUACAGGAUCCCUUGGACCAGCACGUGUUGAGUAGCUGGGACAGCUGCGUCAGAGCUGUUCGCACCUGGCAUGGCUGCUCAGCGGCGCACAGCGAGGAGGGCCGCCACUCUCUCGAGACAUCAGAUCCCCCGUGGCUGGUGCUGGCCAUCGACUGUCACGCCGUCGGCGUGGCGUUGAUGGGCCGCAGCCGGUCUCCCGGCGCUGCGUGGCAAGCGGUGACGGCGACGGGAGGGCCGUGGUGGAAGGCCCGCUCAUCUACCCUGGAGAAGAUGGAGAGAGAGAUGCUAUGGACUGCCAGCGGCUGGCAGCAAGUCAUGGUGAAUGACUUGAAGCUGGAUCUGGAUCACAAGAAAUGCGCAUUCUUGAUCUUGGAGCCAGUCAUGGGCGUCGCCAGUGCCACGCGCCGGAAAGAGAUUUCGAAGUCGCUCAACGAGCUGGGAGUCGCAGCCAUCGGAUUUGCAUCCUCGUUGACGAUGCUCGCGGCAGGUGCAGGCGCAGGCGCACGGGCAGGGCCUCCAGGGAGAAGUGGGAUGUGCAUCGAUGCUGGCCCCAAUUCUGCAAUCUUUGCGCCAGUUUUUGAGGGCUUUUUGCUGACUGAUGCCAUGAUCCAAAUAGAUCUGGCUGCUGGCACAGCUGGAGAGGAGGCAUUGGCAAGGACCCUUGAACAGAGCCUGGCACGAUGCCCCAUCGAUGCACGACGUCGUGUUCGAAGGAACAUCAUGGUGUACGGGGAAGACUCCCGGAAUCCACGCUGGCAGCGCCUGGGUGAAGGUCGGACCUUCGAGGCAGAUAUUAUCUACCUUGGCAUCAGCUAUGCAAUCCGCAACACCAUGUACCGCCAUGCGAUCUUUGCCACGCCGGGGCAAUAUCUUGGAACUGAAACGGACGACGUCAAUUCAAAUAUAUAAAA
Molecule: messenger RNA, 1589 nt
Organism: Cladocopium goreaui
Lineage: Eukaryota; Dinophyceae; Suessiales; Symbiodiniaceae
Source: the annotation of a GenBank genome assembly